AUGUUCAAGACUAUUAAGUGUCAUCAAAACGUUGGUCACAUGGAGUGUGCGGUGCUCCAAGAAUGCAACAACCCGCAUCGGAAUGGUUCGACGAACUCGUCAACAAUUUUGCCGACACAAUCCACGAGCCAGAAGUCAAGUUCAUCGACGAGUCAGCGGUCAAUUACCUUCUACAGUCCUGGGUCGGAGCAGGCCCUCAAUGCCGUAUGUAAUGAGCAUGAUCGCCCCAAGGCAAGGAUGAAGAUACACGAAAAUGUCCAGGCCCAGGCAAGUUCAUUUCAUGUGAUCAAAGCGACAAGCAGUGGAAAGGUCAGGAUAUCUGGACCCAUGGCGGAGCGCAAACCGUGUUUGACAUGCUCACCGUCCAAGGAUGAUGCCGAGAGCUCGCACCUGGCAGGCUAUUAG
Fusarium graminearum PH-1 is the source of this 405-nucleotide messenger RNA. RefSeq lists its product as uncharacterized. The transcript has 2 exons. NCBI's taxonomy places the organism in Eukaryota, Fungi, Ascomycota, Sordariomycetes, Hypocreales, Nectriaceae. Bases 1 to 405 code for a protein of 134 amino acids. The record is from RefSeq and is a predicted model, not a curated record.